This is a messenger RNA of Branchiostoma floridae (Florida lancelet), 3843 nucleotides long. Its product is annotated as cubilin homolog. Gene Ontology annotation, molecular function: calcium ion binding. The transcript is spliced from 7 exons. Bases 124 to 1611 code for a protein of 495 amino acids. The record is from RefSeq and is a predicted model, not a curated record. Lineage: Eukaryota; Metazoa; Chordata; Leptocardii; Amphioxiformes; Branchiostomatidae.
UGUGCGGAAGCGUGUUGCGCCGACUCGACAUGCCUGUCGUUUCAGUACAACAGUAACAACCGAUGCUAUGUGAAAAGCAGGCUCUGCUCAGAUGGGCAGAAAGUGUCUACAUCGGCUGGCAACAUGUACGAUCGGAUUUCUAUAUCAGUGACACCCACGGCUAGCAACACUCCUAGUGGUGCAUCCGACACAAUUACCUGCGAGGCUUGCCAAGAUGGGUACAAGUGUGUGAAUGGAGAUGAGGUGGAGGAGAUCUGUCCUGCGGGGACCAUAAGCAGGUCGGACGGGACGGCAUGCGAUCCGUGUGCCGCUGGAGAGUUCAGCGGUGCGGCCGGAUCCACAACCUGUCAGCAGUGCCCGGCCGGACAGUUCAACACACAGAGCGGAUCGUCCAGCUGCCAGCCCUGCCCAGCAGGAAAGUACAGCUCCUCCACAGGGUCAACCGAAUGUCAAGUCUGUCCGGCCGGAAGGUACAGCUCUAGAGGUUCCUCGUCAUGUACCCGCUGUCCGGCAGGGCGAUAUAGCCCGAGCAGCGGCUCAUCAAGCUGUCAGAGCUGCCCAGCUGGAGAGUACAGCUCCAGCAGUGGGUCUACCAGCUGUCAGAGCUGUCCAGCGGGACAGUACAACACACGUCAGGGGUCCACCAGCUGUCAGAGCUGUCCUGCUGGACAGUACAGCGGUUCCAGCGGUUCUACCGGCUGCCUGAUCUGCCAGGCUGGAUCUACCAGUAGCGUGGGCGCAACUGUCUGCACCGACAUCAACGAAUGCCAGUCAAACCCAUGUCAGAAUGGCGGCAUCUGUCAGAACAUGGUUGACCGUUACUCUUGCACCUGUAGUGGUUAUUUCGAGGGAGAUAACUGUGAAACAGCUGCGUACACUCACCUGGGGUGCUACAGGCAAUCUGAUGGCACCACUAACGUCAUGGCUUCAAUGGAAGGCCAUUUUGGGACUGGCUACCAAAACCGCGACGGUGCCAUUUUGCGGUGCUACACGGUUGCCGAGGAGGCUGGCUACAAUCUGUUUGCCCUGGAGGAUGGUGGCAUGUGCCGGGGAGGAAACGAUCAGAUUGGAAGGUACCGCGUGUUAGGGUUCUCCCAAAACUGUGGAAAUGACGGUAAAGGUGGAGAUAAUGCAAUUGAUGUUUAUCUCAUCCCUGGAAAAGCUACAUGGCUACCAAGUCGCGGGUCUUGGAUUGUGGAUCAGACUCAAACAUAUGAUAAUAAUCGUGCCAAUCGCCUGUUCGACGUCAACGAUGCAACCUACUGGAACCCCGUAGGCCCCUACAUCACAGCACCGAGAUACCACAACAGAUGGUUCUUCGCGAUGGAUCUCACGGUGCCGCACACUCUAACCCGCAUCAGGUUCAAGAAUUAUGGAGACACCACACACGACAUCAGAGUCUUCAAGUUGCAGAUGUCACAGGUUGGAAGUCCGUACGACUGGGACGAUGUCAAGUCCGUUACUGACGUACAGGCAGGGACAACCGCAUUCCAGGAGUUCGGCAGUUUCCAGGGAACAGCGCGGUACUGGAAGUUCCUGGUAACUCGGACCCACGAGGGCUACCAGCCAUGGGCAAGGGAGGUGGACUUCUAUGGAUUCCCGUCUGUGUAGUCAGCUGCCUCCCAUUGGCUUCGUGAAGUGGAAAACCGUGAAGACAUGGACUGGACACGCAAUGGAUUGUCGUCUGCUGACUCAUUAUCUCAUGUUUAGAAAAAGCACCUAAUUACCAGCUAACGCCAUGCAAGUAGAUUUUCAUUGGUUACCUGUUUGGAACACAAUUGCAAAGGAUAGAUUUGAAAUUGCUCUGGAUGAGUUGUAAAAAAAAGCAUCAGAGAAAAUUUUGUAAACAUUUGCAGCACAUCGUAGGAAUGAUCAGAUAAUGGUGCUUUUCUACCCAUGAAAUUAUGAACUGUGAGGCGACCCCUGGGGUUUAGAUACACCGUUUUUCUCCUCAAGUCGCAAUGAAAACAAUAUGUCUGCAUUUAUCAAUGUCUAAAAACAUCGUAUGGUUGUUAAAAAACAUAAACAGAAAUUGCAAGAAAUACUGAAACUUGAUCUCAUCAAGCCGCAGUGAAAACAAUAUAUCUGCAUUUAUCAAUGUCUAAAAACAUCGUAUGGUUGGUAAAAUAACAUGGGCAGAAAUUGUUAGAAAUACUGAAACUUGAUCUGAAACCGACAAAGCGCCUUGAUGGAGAUAAUGAUGGUUGUGUUUAAGUCCGAUUAUCCAACGGCAACUGCAGUGCAAUGCUGAGUAAUGCUAGGUUCACAUUGUAAGCUCGGCCCGGCCGGGCAGUUUAAAGGAACGAAAUGUAUGAUAAGACAGACAACAGCAACAAAAUAUCAUACCAAGAACUAUUCAAGAUCAUAAGUUGUGUGCAUAUUUAUUUAAAUGUACUUCAAUGUUUCCCGUCCAAAAAAGUUCGACCGGGCCCUGGUUAGAAAAUGUGAAUCUAGCAUUAAUAGGUCCUUUGAUUUAACUUGGGUCUUACCUAUUUCAUUUGUUUUGGCGCUGAUAAUUGAUGAUGAUAUAAUUCAAGUUGAGAUUAAACUGAAAAAAAAAACGAUUUGAGAAAUUAAGAAAAAGUACCCUAACAUAUGUGCCACUACAGCAUUGUAUUUAGUGAUAUUUAAAGAGACAUAUUGAAUAACUAUUACUAUGACUUUUAAAAUUAGUCGGCGGCACGGUUACUCCAUGACGACAUUUGUCUGACAAUCCCGUCACUGUGUUGCCCUUUUGUAGCUCUCAGGACCACCGCCAUUUUAACCAUCGUAAUCUAAAUUUGUCCAAACAUCACACCCAGAUAACUGACUAAAUCUCUUCAUGUCUUUAUUUGCUUGAAGGUCAAAACAUUAGUACAGCCCUCCCACUCUUAUUUGGCGUCAAAUGGCCGAGUGGCUAGGCCAGCGGACACGAGAUCGGUACGAUCCCUAGCAUUCUUGACUAGACGUUUUGCCUUCCGGAAAGACACUUAACACGGUUUUCCUCACUCCACCCAGGUGCAGUGAGGAAAGGGUCCGCCAUUAUGAUGGUUAAGAUGUUGGUACUUUACACCUGAUAAGGAUUAUACAUAUUCAAGAUCUGCUUCUCGCGUUUAUUGUAGAAGUUAUGAAAUUAACCCCUGAUUUGCACAUUUAGUAUCUAAUUAUGUAAAUCAUUCCUAAGCUAUCUAGUACCUACCCAAAUCACUACGAUCAGUCAACUCAUUCUUUAACUUAGAUGUAUUCUCGAUCAAAGUCUGAAACAAAAGCAACCUCUGCUAUUCUGAAAAAGCUGUUAGGGGGCCCAAAUCUACACCACUUACUCUCUGUACCAACAGCAAUCUAUUACUCAAAAUCACUACCAUAUAGAUAUCCAGAAUAUUGGUUUUUUUAAUACGGAUGGUAUCUACUGGGAAUUUCCAUACAUAUGCACGCGAGCGUGGGGAAAAAGAGAAGUUUUGCAAAACAAGAUUCAUUAUAAAAUCUAAGUGAUUACUACCAGUAGGAAGGUUGAACAGAUGAUACGAUCUACAGUAUGACGCAUUUUUUUCUUGGAAGGGAUGCACGAUGUUGCAUGUGUGAACCCAUGUCAUCCAUAUUAUCAAGUCAGUGUAGUCUUAGACAGUCAGUAAGUUUAUUUAGUUUUAGAGUCGUAUCUGAAGGUAUUUACUGUUAGAUAUUAGUUUCAGUAAUAAUAACAACAUUAACAGAUUUUGUGUUUAGCAUAAUAUUAAAGAAACACACUUGGACUACAUAAGUGUUGUAAUUCUUACUACUUUAACUUUGUGCUUGCUGAAUAUUAUUCGAAGAUUCAUACAUAUUCAUUCAUCAUGUAGUUUGAAUAAAGUUGCAGUUGUCGUUCAA